Menidia menidia (Atlantic silverside) is the source of this 730-nucleotide messenger RNA. The record is from the annotation of a GenBank genome assembly. Lineage: Eukaryota; Metazoa; Chordata; Actinopteri; Atheriniformes; Atherinopsidae.
GACCUUAAACCAACCCUCAAGGUUUUAGAUAACAGCACGCGCGGAACAACAACAGUGACGUCAUUUCCGCCCACUGCCUAGCGAACAUGGCGUUGCUUCUAAGGACGUUUGCCCGUCAGGGCGUCUGUCUUUCCAGACCACAGUACAAUGUUCUCUAUAGACAUGCUGCUCCAAUGGGGAGCACAGCUAAGGAUGAGAUGAACAAGUUUUGGGCCAAAAAUGCCAGAUUAAACCGACCCAUGUCACCCCAUUUAACAAUCUACAGAUGGUCUGUCCCCAUGGUGAUGUCCAUCACAUUCAGAGGAACUGGAGUGGGACUCAGUGGAGCCAUUUCAGCCUUUGCCGUGGCCGCGCUGGUGUUACCAGGAAACUAUCCAGACUACCUGGACUUAAUCCACUCGCUGACCGUCGGCCCUUACCUCAUCGGGCUGGCCAAGUUCGGCAUUGCCUUCCCCGUCUCCUACCACACCUACAACGGCAUCCGUCACCUGUGGUGGGAUAUCGGUAAAGGCUUCAGGAUCCCAGAGGUCUACCGCACAGGCUACACCGUCAUCGGCCUGUCCAUCCUCACAUCCAUAGCUAUCGCCAUGCUCUGAGCAGCGGGGGGGGGGUGGAAGGAGCUGCGGCAUGGAUGCACUUUGGGUGUUUUAUGUAUAUGUCCUGUUCUGGCCCACUGCAGGUCGGAUCAUCAAAGUAUUGAAUAAAGAUUUAAAUUAUACCAUUCACAGAA